AUGGAUAGUCAGGAUACUGACGACAAUGAAAACGAGCUCGCCUCAUCUUCUGGUGGAGAGCCAGCAGGCGGGGUCCCACCUGAUCCAAACCUGGAUCCAAGGGAGGUAUCAGAUGUCCAAGGUGACCAAGCCGUGGGACAAGAUGCAGACUCCCAAAAUGAUGAACAACCAACAGAUCAAAACCAACGGGCGUCCAGUGUGGAAGAAGACAGUGACCCCAGAACACUCUCCUUCCCGAGGAGGCUCUGGAAGAUCGUUGAGGAUGACGCUCUCGAGUCUGUGCGCUGGGAUGACGAUGGACACACCGUGAUCAUAGAGGAAGACCUUUUCCAGAGGGAAAUUCUUCGCAGGAGAGGCGUGGACAGGAUUUUUGAAACAGACAGCAUGAAGACCUUCAUUCGCCAAAUGAACGGCUAUGGAUUCAGCAAAACACGAGCAAAAACCUCUUCAGUUCAUUCUCUGGGGAACAAGAAAAUUAUGCUUUACAGUAACCCCAAUUUUCAGAGAGACCAGCCUGGGCUCCUUGAGAACAUCCACAAAAAAGGUGACCUCAGAAACACUGCUCUGCCAGCAACCUGUGCACCCACCGCAAAAAGAAAGAAGCUGGUACCUACGAGACAUUCCCUGCGAAUCCAACACAUUAAGGCCAAGAAAGAAUCCAACAGCAAGUCCCAGGGGGAAGCCCCAAAUGUCCAGGGACCCAGUAACCCUCAGUUCUCCAUCUUCCCUGGGGAAAUGUCUCCCAGUGAGCCGCCCAACGAGGAGCAGUCGGAGGGCUGA
This is a messenger RNA of Cynocephalus volans (Philippine flying lemur), 780 nucleotides long. Its product is annotated as heat shock transcription factor, X-linked member 3-like. The record is from RefSeq and is a predicted model, not a curated record. Gene Ontology annotation, biological process: regulation of DNA-templated transcription. Lineage: Eukaryota; Metazoa; Chordata; Mammalia; Dermoptera; Cynocephalidae. The transcript has 3 exons. Bases 1 to 780 code for a protein of 259 amino acids. Gene Ontology annotation, molecular function: DNA-binding transcription factor activity; sequence-specific DNA binding.